AAACUUCUUCCUCGUCGGCUUUUCUCACGUUUUCACUGCAGCUUUAUCAAGAACAGGCUUGCUCUGCGAACAGGGCCUGAGGAAGGCGAAAAGAAGUGAGGGAGGGUUUACAAAGUCACGGAGUCAACGCAGAGAGACUCAGUACAGAGAGAGAGGGACAGAGAAUGACACACAUAGUGAGCUGAAGAUUGCAGCUCAGUUUGAUGAAGAAAACAAACAUCCUCUUCAACAGCAGAUGUGCAGCACGGUAAGUGUCUUUGGGUCACUAUAAAACACUCUAGUACUUCUGUAUGGUCUGUAUAUCUUAAUGUACACUACCAUUCAAAGGUUUGGACUCACAAAGGCAUGUUUGUUUCUUUGAAAAAGAAAAAGAAAAAAGAAUUGGUUUAUUCACCAAGCAUGUAUAAAACUGAGCAAAGUCCAGUGGCAUCUGACUGAGAGUUUUCUCUUGACUGUUGUAAAUGAAGCUGGUGUUUGGUUUGAAUUGUUGAAUCGCACCAGUCAGAAGUCUGGUCCUCAAAAUACUUCCCAUGUUCUUGUUCAUCUGAGUCACCUACGAGCCGGUUAGAUUCAGUUUGCCAAUCAUGUAUAGAGCGGCCUUCAUCUAUUAAAAAAAGAGUAAGAUGAACAAAUGUGUUUGGUUGUAAAAAAAAAAAAAAAAAAAAAUCUGACUAGAAAGAGUACAGUGACCUGCAAGAAAUCCAAGUGUAACUUCAUCACCUGAAAAAACAAAUCAGCACAUUCAUUUUUUUUUUUUUUUUUUUCAUGUACGUGGUUUUUCCUAGUUGACAGUUAUUGAGUAGUAACUGCUUUGCCAUCACAGGUAAAAAGUUUAAAUAUUAAUUUCUCAAUUGCAAACUUUUGAAUGGUAAUGUAGUUACAACAAUUAUCAUAUCAUAUAAUAGGCUAUAACAGGCUUUUUAUUUAUUUGAAUGACAGUUUUUUUGUGACCCAUUUAACUGCUUAUUACAUUAUUUGCAUAUCAUUGGGAGAUAUGAGGUAAGGAAGGUGGUGUGGGUAAAUAGGGAUGAAUAAUCUCAUCCACUUCAAACCUCUUUUCCCUGGAAUAAAACUGUGAUAAAGAUUUCUUCAGAAGUGUGCAGUACAUGUGAUAAUACCGUGGUUUUGUCUAAUGGGUGUGAAAAUUACUUUUUGAGAAAGUGUUUUUGCAGUUUAACCUCAAUUUUACAGUUAAUCUCAUAGUUAGUUCACCCAAAAAUUUAAAUUCUGUCAUUAAUUACUCAGCCUCAUGUCGUUCCAAACAUAUCUUCAUUUGUGUUCUGAAGAUGAACGAAGGUCUUACGGGUUUGCAACGACAUGAGGGUGAGUAAUUAAUGACACAAUUUUCAUUUUUGGGUGAACUAUCCCUUUAAAUAGAUGACUAUUGAGACUAUUUGAGAGGACAGCCAUUUGUAGUGGUCUCUGAAACCAUAGUGGACGUUAUUGAGCGCACUCAAUCCCAUAAUGACCCACAAUAACGAGUGUACAACCGAUGUACACUCAACGGCUAGAGAAUACCCAAAAUGCACUAUGUGGGUCGUGCCGUGUCUUGCCUGAAGAUGGCGUCUGCAGCUGAAACAUCCAUCCAUCCAUUUUCCAAACGGCUGCCAGCAUACAGCAUAAUAUCACACAGGUAGAAAUUUCUUUUUAAUUGAUUGUUAAAUAGUUUAAUGCAGGUUUAUACACGACCGAUGACCGAGUUCAAGAUAAAUCUUUUGAAAGUUUGCUAUGUUUUGUAAUGAUUAUUAAACAGCACUUAUUUUAAACAUUUCACUGAAAAAAUCUGACUCGUUCUUGAAUCACACAUCACCACUUUAAGGAAAACAGGCGGAAGUCAAGACUUUUUCUUUUUACAACCUUAGACAGUAAUUUGAAAUGUGCUUUUUAGGUUGAUGUCGAGUGCCUCAUUUUAGCCGGUCAGCCCAGUUAAGUGUCCUCUAAUUUAAUGGACAUCAGUGACCUCUAAACAUCAUUGCCUGUGGAAAUAGCAUGUUGUGUGGCUGAACUAGAAGGACUUAGUGAUGUUAUUUGAUUGACAUCUCAUGCUCCAGCAGAGGGCACAUCUCCAGUUCACCUGGCAUGUUUUGCUUUGUUACUGACAGUGACUGAAGGAAGCCCUGAGGUUGCAAUCCUGUUCGAAGUAGAGCAGGCAUGAAGAAAUGAGAUUAUAGUAUGUCAUAGAGACAUAAAGAGAGUAUCUAUCCUCCAAUGAACUGAUGUAUUUGCAGAUCAAACAGGCCGUCUGUGUGUGCGGGAAGGGAAAUGUACUCAUUUGUUCUUUUGAUUUUAACAUACAAGUGGGUGUUUCUCCUCAGCCUGCAUGGGACUGUCUAUUAUUUCCAGCUGUGCAUGUGUGUGUGUGUGUGAGUAUGGGAUGGAAACUAUUACAGAGCUUUGGACUCCUUAGGCACAGAGAGUUUCAUGUAUGAUCCUGGCUUGCCCAGAAUGGAGUACACACACACACACACACACACACACACACACACGGACAAAGGCUGAGUCACAGAAUCACAGUAAAUUGCAAACGCCCUCCCAGCAGAAACAGAACGGGCUGUAAUCCGUUCCCUCUCUCUGCUGCUUUCUGUGCUGCUCAUUCCAGGGAAACAUCUCCUUACGGCAGUGCGUCUGAGAUCUGAGUGAUUACUGACCAGGAUCCCUGCAGAUGACAUGCAGUCUCAGAGAAGAGUGGAGGUGCAUGACCAUCUCAAUGGCUCGCGGAUCAUUUUCUCGGAUGAGGCUCUUCCUGGCAGUGGAUCCAGACAUCACUUCAUGGCUCCGGAUAUGACCCAGGAAGUAGUCGUAAUCUCUCCUGGUCUUCCUACACCUCCCUCAAGUCCGUUCCACAUCAGCUCAGCCCCUGCGUCUUCACAGCACAAGGUCGCAGAGGUCAAUGGAGGUGGAUACACAAGACAGAGUUUUGGAUCCUACUAUGGGCCGACUCAGACAAAUGUUGGAUUAUCCAAUGGUGGGAUACAGACUGGAGGUUAUGCCACGUUGCCCAGGACAUCUGGCACCCGAGAGGAGCGCUUAAUCAAGUUCUCUGGAAUAGGUCCUGUAGAUGAGACAGGCAUGCCUAUCGCAUCCCGAUCUAGCGUAAACAAGCCCAAGGACUGGUAUAGGAGCAUGUUUAAACAAAUCCACAAGAAACCAGAGGAGCCUGAGCAUGACUGGAGAGAAAGGAAGCUGUCAUCAUCUCCUCCUCCAGAUUGUGGCCAGCAGGACGGGCGCUCAGACCCCUUCACCCUCACCCCUCACGGAGCCCUGCCCGACUGGGCUGAUCUGGGCGACACAGGGAAGCACCCAGAACCCAAGAGUAUUUUUGACUUUGAGCCUGGAAAGGGAGCAGAAGAGGAUCGUAGUCGGUCUCUGAGGUUUGAGUCACAGCUGCCUUCAUAUUACAGCCCAGUGAAACCUCAAUCCCAGCCUCCGUCCAUAGAGGCGACGCUGGUGUCAGAGCUGAACCGCUUUGAGGCGGAGCUGGACUCGGACAUUCGCGGUCUGGAGAGGAAGCUGUCACAGAAGCAGCAGCAGCGGCGAGGCAGGGGUGAGGGAGCUAAAACCAACACAGCAACCAUAAGAACAGAAGACAACAGACAAGAAAACAGCUACCCCAUAAUCCCCUGCUUUGCUGUAAAGCAGGGUACAACAGCGAACUUCAUGCAUGCUGAUGAUCGCAUAAUGUCAUCAGACACGGAGUUCCCACCUAAGAAAGAAGAGAGAAAGAUGAAAGCAGCGCGAGCCAAAUUUAAUUUCCAAGCACAGUCACCAAAGGAGCUGACCAUACAAAAAGGUGAUGUAGUGUACAUACACCGGCAAGUGGAUGCCAACUGGUAUGAAGGAGAGCAUCAUGGGAGAGUGGGGAUCUUUCCCACCAGCUAUGUGGAGAUUAUUCCUCCAACAGAGAAGCCCACACCAAUAAAGUCUCCCACCAUCCAGGUGCUGGAGUACGGAGAGGCUGUAGCCCUGUUUAACUUCAAUGCCGACCUGCCUGUGGAACUGUCCUUCAAAAAGGGCGAGGUGAUCUCUAUCAGCAGGCGUGUUGAUGAUCACUGGCUGGAGGGGCGUAUCGCCGGCACCAGCCGCAGUGGAAUCUUCCCCAUCAACUACGUCCAGGUCAACAAAAUGCCCCGCACUAAAAGCAGUGAUGACUUUCCAUCUUCUCCCAUUCUUACCCCAGAGCCCCUCAGCCCUGGUCGACCACAGCACUCCCCUCUGUCUCCCUUGUCACGCUCCCCCGAACCCCAGCUUUCACCUCACAAACACUCCAGCCAAUCACGCUCCUCACUGUCGCACGCACAGCCCACCUCCCCAAAACAGCCUUCAAACCACUUCCUGUUCUCGCCCACAAACAACCGGACUGGAUCGCUGCACGCUCACAGCCCACUGGAAAAGGACAGCCGAUCACCCAUGUCUCCCUCCAAUCAUGUGCUGACAUCUCCACAGGGCCCGGGACUGCCAGCCAACAGCAGCUCGCACCCUCCGUACAUCACACAGGAUGGGACCAGAACACAAUCUCCACAGCGCAAUGCAGAUGUUAAAAUUCUUUCCACAUCACAGUCUCCUGUGAACAUGGGUUAUUCACGACAACCGUAUAAAGCGGUUUACAACUAUAAACCCCAGAACAAAGACGAGCUGGAAUUGAGAGAAGGAGACAUCGUUCAGGUCAUAGAGAAGUGUGAUGACGGCUGGUUUGUAGGUACGUCUGAGAGGACCCAAGCUUUUGGAACAUUCCCUGGCAACUAUGUGGCACCAGUUUGAGAGCUUCCACCAGUUCUUGUUCACUGACACUACAGGCUCAACCACUAAUCAAUGCAAAAUACAGUCUGUCUGUACUGCCACUGUACACUACACACAAAACCACUGCCCUCCUCACAAACACACAUAUAAAACCAUUAAAACUCCUUCACAUCCUCCACCAAGCAUGUGCACUCCUCACCUUACAGUAUCUCUUGCAGAUGUUGGACACAGAUGGGUUUGACCACUCACGUGUGAUGAAGCCACACUGCAUUAUGCUAUUGACUUUUUCUAAGAUGACUUACUCAAUUUUAACAUCUUUGUAAAGUUUACCUCCAUUUUGGUUUCAGAUUUGUAGCAACAUUGCCAACACUACAUAUCCUGAGGAUCUGGAUGUAAGACAUGGUUAAAAGCGUCUGUUUUUUUCUUUUUUCAGACGCUCAUCACAGUUGUCAUUUAUCUCUUGCGCUGGCUUAGCUGAUCGCCACAUCAUAUUAUAAUCAGUCUUUGCAAUCAUUAUCAAGUGUCUGUAAGCGCUUAAUGCAAUCGUCGCCAAGUGUUUAAUCUGUCUGUAUUAGGUUCAUGUUAACUGUGUAACAAACACAGCGUUCAACAUUAUCUUCAGCUUUAGGACAGGGAAAAAUGGAAAAAAUCUGUUAGGGCUUGAUAUUUUGUGGUGGGUUCCAGCCAGACUAGAUUAAACAUAGUUUUUGACUUUAUAUUAAUGAUUUAAAUCCAUAUGCAAAACCAUAUCAAACUGAAAAUGUUAAUUAAUGCAGGAUCAGUCUUCAGAAGAACAUUAUGAUUUGCAUGAAUAUUCAUUCACAGUGGAAAAAAAAGAGAAAAAAUCUUGAGCAGUAUUUCGUCCUGUUUUCCUGUAAACAUUAUAAAACAUGAAUAAUUUACAUUGUUUAAGGAGCAAAAUUCUACAAGGUAAAAUUUCAGAGAAUAUAUCUUAACCUAAGUUUAUAUAUGUUUUACAUAUGUGAUGUUUUUCUUGUUUUAAGCAUUAAUAUUACUUUUUUAUGCUUACAACAGGAACUAAAAAUAUUAUUUUAUUAUGAUUUUACAGGUUGAAAAUGACACCUUAAAAUGAAGUCUGCUUGUGUUUAUUAUGUAAAAGCACAUGUGCACAGGUUUUAAGACAGGAGCCGGAGGACGUUUCACUGAUGGUUUAUGUUGGCUAUAAAAAUGGUUGUGGAAGACGCCGGCGUUCAUUGAAUUCCAUCAUUAACUCGCUUUGUCUUCUGUUUUUAAUUAUCUGGAAACUGAAGUAGCUGACUGCAUUUUGUUGUACAGAUUGUCGAAUCGUUAUAACACAGUUAUCGGAUAAUGGAAAAAAGAUAAUAUAUUUUUAUUGACACACAGUAUGUAUUGCAGUAUGUAAGGUGCUCACAGAUUUUGAUAAUGAUCAAAUAAAUAAUGAAAAACAUUG
Molecule: messenger RNA, 6169 nt
Organism: Onychostoma macrolepis
Lineage: Eukaryota; Metazoa; Chordata; Actinopteri; Cypriniformes; Cyprinidae
Gene: sorbs3
Product: sorbin and SH3 domain containing 3
Exons: 22
Coding region: 2668-4758 (696 amino acids)
Molecular function (GO): protein binding
Source: RefSeq, a predicted model, not a curated record